GUGAUGCGCUCAUUAAAUGAAAUUUCCAUACAUCUCAGUCGUUUGCAUUUGUUCCAAUAAUAACGAUGAUAACAUAUCUACAUAUGUAAAUAACUAACUCGCUGUAAAACAGUGCAAUGAGUUCAUCACUAAAUAAAAUAAUCGCAAUUUACAUUUCACAUUUUUGUGCUCUCCUUUAGAUCAUACAAACAUAUUUUCUCGAUGAAGUAAAUGCAGAAUACUCGUACAUACAAGUACAAUGCUAAAACGCGCAUAAACCCAAAUGAAUGCGAGCGUUUAAUAUGCCGCGACAAAUUUCAAUUAAAAACUUAAUUGGAAAUGUGCUCAUAUACUUCGUGAACGUAUUCGUAUGCUUGUUUAUGUAUAGUAUAUACUUGUAUGUGUAGUCAUAUUCAAAAAUAAUAGCAACAAACACUUUUACUAACAACAAAAGUGUCAACAAUAAUUUAACGAAUGUUGGGCUGAGAGCAUAAAGAAUUUAAAAGUUAUUAAAAUGUAUGAAUGUAAAGUAUGCCAACGAGUUCAUGCACAUAAUUGAUAACUACAGACGAGUGGGAUGAGUGUUCCAGUGUGCAUAGAGGCAGAUGUGCAAGUGUCAAAUCGCGUUAAGAACGAGUAAUUUAGAGAGCCACAAGAGGAACAAAAAUUAACUGACACAUACUAAUGUACUUAUACAAUGCGAACGGGAACGAAUAGUUCUCAAUGUAAUAAUAUUUAAUCGUUUAUGUAGGAAAUGUGUUGUUGGAUUUAGGGAGUUAGUGAUAUUCACUGUGAUUACAUUAAUAGAAUAAACAAAAACAAAAAAAGUCAAAAAAACAUAACAACAAUAUGCCGGCAACACAAUUUGUUGCCAUUUUCGUGUGGUGAUAAGCAUGUUUUCUAUAGAUUUACAUAUGUAUUUAUUUCUUAUUGUCCAGUGGCGCAGCUGAUAAUGCGCAACAAAUGUGAAUGUAAUGCGAAAAUUAUUGAAAGCAUAGUGCAAUAAAAUGCCAUGAAGUGCAAUGAAGACGCGACGUAGUGAAAAUGUCUGCAUUUCCGGUGAUAAAUAUUUCAUGACAUAAAUUCAAUGAGUGAUUAAUGUGAAAAAUACUCAAAACGUAUGCAACGACAAGAGCAGUGAAAGUAAGCAUAAACGAGAUAGGAAAUGAAUAAACAGCUAAACUUAAAGGAGAAUCAACUAAUAGAAACAAAAUUAAAAAGGAAAUACCAAAAACAACGUAGUGUUAAAAAAAAAUUUGAUAAAUCAACAAUUGUCCGAAGCCAAAAACAAGCAACAACAACACCCACAAAUGCAUUACUUCCACUUUUGCAUUAUUUCACUUUCCACCUUCGUGUUGUUAGCGCUCCACCUGCGAGCAUGCGCUGCCGAUAAUGUCGGCGCCAGCAGCAGUGUCAGCGAAGAGGACGAUGACGAUAAGUCCUCUUCAACGCUGAAUUCGCCAAUAUUGGCGAACGCGGCGCUUAGUCAUUCGCAGGAGGAAAGAAUGCGACAGCAAUUGACAGAAGAACAACAACGCCAUAUGAGUCAACAAAAGCAUAGCCAACAACGUUUACGGCGGCAGCAACAACAGCAACAACAACAUCAUCAGCAGCAGCAACGUCGUCAGCGACAAAAUAAAAAAUCGCGCAACUCCUCGGCGCUUGGUGUUUCCACUUACUUGGCUGCGAAGCCUGGUGGCGGUGCUGCCAUGGACGAGGACGUUGCUUUAGAAUUAGAAAAUACUGAUUAUAAUGUCGAUGGCGAAACUAUAUUAGCUGGCGCUGCUGUUGCUGCCAAUGCAGCUGACGAAUCAGAUGACGCGUCCUCAUCAGCGAUUUCGUUGGAUGACAGCACUGGCGAUAAGGUGCCCUUCGACAUUUACACUUGUUGCAGUGAAGUAUUUGGCUCAUGUCGUACAUCAUGCGAAAAUCUUUCAUUAGUGCAGCUGGCCAAUACGGAUAAUGCAAAUGGACGUGGCCUACGUUUGGAAUUGAAAAAAUAUUGCCCCUCAAUGCAAAUCAGUUUUUGGAGCUGUAUGAAUCGCACAUUGGAAGCUGUUGCACGUGGCGCACAGUGGUCGGGCAGACGUUGCUGCGCUUUGGGCUUGUCGCCACGUUGCCGCAAUGCCUGCGCCACAUCAGAUUCGACGGCGCAACCACAACUAAUCAACGCGUGCCGCCAAAGUGAUGAGCAACAUAUGUUCGCUUGUUUUGAACAUCAGGAGGCUGGCGAUCGAUGCUGCAGUACGGCGCGCACAUCGGAAUGUUUACAGGUCUGCCGCGAUGUCUUCGAACCGCAUGCCACACACAAACGCAACGGCCACCACAAGCUGCGCGAGAUGUGCCAUGAGGAACGCGAUGCCGAGCUGCUGCAAUGCGUGCACAACAUUACGGGCAUGACGCCGGUGACAAACUCCCACAAAUAUCUGCCAUGCUGUGAGUUUUCCAGCGUAGAUAGCUGUCGUCGCACUUGUCGCUCUGUGCUGAAUAGCACUGAAAGCAUUGACAUCAUUAUCGGUGAACUGGAGGUUGGCGGCUGUGGCACCCCAUUGCCACACGUGCCACUGUGGCAGUGUUUCUUGACGGCGGAACGCAAAAUUUUCGUACCGGCCACAAAGAGCACCAACGAGUUGUCGCAGAUCAAUCAGAUCGGUAUCGACUCGGCAAAGUUGCAUUGCUGCGAGAAAGCGGUGUCGGCUAAGUGUCGCCGUCUCUGCACGCAGACUUACUCGAAUGAUUGGACAGCAACACGCGCACUUUUCGAAACCUCCUGCCUGCUGGAACGUAACGAAUUGGAGCUGCGUCAGUGUGUCGAUGAAGUGGACGAACCGUGCGAACUGGGCUGUGAUGGUCUCAGUUUCUGUACUAACUUCAAUAAUCGCCCGACGGAGCUGUUCCGUAGUUGUAAUGCUGUCGCCGAUGUCGCUGCGCGUUCCGAUUUAAAAAUGUGGCAGCAAAAUGGCUCCGUCAGUUUAGAUGGUUUUGAACUGCCCAUUAAGAAUAUGACACGCUGUGCACCCGAACAGUGGAAGGCCAUCGCUUGCGCGCUUCAAAUUAAACCCUGCACACGCAGUCGACAUUACAAUCACAUUUGUCGGGAGGACUGCUAUGAGAUAUUGAGUGAAUGUAUGGACUGGACGCGCAUGAGUUCGGCACUCAAUGCAGAGGCAGUGUGUGCGCGCCUCCAUCCGGAUGGCGAUGAUGUGCCAUGUGUUUCGCUGCGGCCAUAUCGCGAAGAAAGUGAUGCGCCAAAAGAAACUGGUGGACAUCAUGGACUGACGGCGCCGUGUAAAGGUCAUCCAUGCAACGGCAGCGAAACGUGUAUAGCGCGCCGCAAUGAGAGUACUGCUUACGAGUGUGUGCCCGGCUGUAGUCUCGGCGAGGCGUCCAACUAUUUGGUGCCGUUUGGCGCAUAUGUGCGCAUACCCGUACUUCAAAGUGUGAAGGUAGGGGGCAUCGGUGGUGAAGGUGUGGUCGGCGCCUUCAAAGUGUGUCGCUGCGGUGCGCAUGGACGCAUCGAACACUGUCAACCGCUGCCAAGUUUCUCGUACGCGAACUGCGCGCUGCCGGGUGGACGGAGUUUCCGCCAUGGCACCUCUUUCUAUUUGGAGUGUAAUUUGUGCAGUUGCUUCGCGGGGGAGAUCACAUGCACCAAGAAGCAGUGUCGUUUGGCAGGUUAUACUGAUCCCUCAUACACCAGUCUGCCCUGCAACUGUCCCACCCACUUUGUACCCGUCUGCGGCAGCAACGGCAAUACCUACCACUCGGCCUGUAUCGCUAAGUGUCUCGGCUUGCAAGAUAAUGAGAUGCAGUAUGGCGCGUGUGCUACAUUGAACCCGUGUCGCGAGGGCGCCUACAAUUGUCCACCUGGUCAUCAGUGUUUAGAGCAACGCAAAAUUUGCUUGUCGUCUAUGCAUCGCCCUUGUUUGCAGUACCAGUGCAUCAAUCUCACCGCCGACUGUACUUCCGUCGAAACGCGCCCGGUGUGCGAUACGCAGCGGCGCACGCACGCCAGCGCUUGUGAUCUCCUUGAAGCGCAUGCGUCCUUAGCUCAUUGGGGCUCCUGCUUCCGCAGCUGCACAAUGCAAGGCCCCGUAUGCGGUAUCAAUGGUGUCACUUACGUGCAUGAAUGCGCUGCGUGGGCAGACUAUAUCAUCAUUGACUAUCGCGGCCGUUGUCGUGAAGUGGGAUUGCUGGCUGCGGAUAUGGGUCGCCGCUGUCGCACCGUAAAAUGUCCGCGUCUACCAUCACCGUACUGCCGUGGCGUAGUGCCACCUGGCGCUUGCUGCCCCAUCUGUGCGGGUGCGUUCCGUGUAGUGUAUUCACGCAAGCAGAUCGAUCGCGCACUGUAUGCGGUACGCGGUCAACAUAAGGACCUUUUGACGCUAAAUUCUGUGUUGCAAGCAUUAGACGCGCUCGUACAGCUGGCCGAGUGCCAGUUGACUGGUUUCCUCACCAUGGAAGUGGGCAUUUUUGUGGCGCUUGUACCGCGCGCCACUGCGCCUAUGCGUAUACAAAUUGAAGCGUGUGUGCGUGAGGCAGAACGCAUUUCGACGCUGAUAGAUGCGCAGUCGCACGAAAUCACCACUAAUUUGCUGCUCUCCGGAUUAACGGUUUCGCACUUGGUGGAGGAGAAUGUGGAUGGCGGCGGUGGGCGCAUGCUGAUGAUGCCCAGCUUGGCGAUUAUCGUGUCGCUAACACUGUGGACUCUGCAGUGUAAACGAGUUUUAUAGUUAUAGCAUUUAAGUUCUUACCUGCUGUGGGUGAAGUGGAAGAUGAAAAAGUGUUUUUGUAAAUCAGCUGAGUGAAUUCUUAGUGCCAAUUUAGUUGUUAAUUAAAACUUUACUUUAACUUAGGAGCAAAAAAUUGUCAAAAUGUAAAUAAUGAAGAAUAUAUUUAUGUACAUACAUUUACAAAUGUGGAAUUGAAGAAGUUGAGGUUUAGGCGGUUAACAUUUCAUAUAAAAACAUGUCAAAAUAUUUGUAAAUAUUGUAGUUCUAUUUUUUAAUAUUUAGACCAAACAUUCGAGUGAAAUUUUUUAUUCAGAUAUUGAAAUUAACUCUGCAAAGAGCUUUAAGUGCCAUUUGCGUAAAUAUUUAGAAAUAUCGGAUUUAUAGAAACAACAUAUACAUAUAUAUAAACCUUCGGUUACAUUAACUACAAAUUAGAUGAAAUAUAAAUAUUUUUAGUUUCCGUUAGUACAGAUAAUAAAUUUAAUACAGGGAUUUAUUAAUUUUUUACGAGAUUCAUAGCAAACGACUAAGUCAGUCUGAGCUUUUAAAUUAAGAAAACAAAAAACGAAAUGGAUUAGAGUAAAAGAAAAUUAAAUAAAAUAUAAAAUAGAAAAAUAAUAAUGAAGCAAAAUAAAAGUGAUUUUACUUAAUGUAAAUUAAAUUGAACAAAGUAGAACAAAUUAAAAUAAAUUAAAAUUAUAAUUGAUAAAAUGAAAUGAAAUACAUUUGAAUUAAGUUACACGAAUUCAAUAAAAUAAAAUUCAAUUAACUGAAAAAAUAAAAAUAAAUUAAAUUAAAUACCUUGAAUUAGAAAAUAAUAAUAAUAAGGCAAAAUAAAAUGCAAUAAGAUGAAACAAAAUAAAAUAAAUUAUAUUAAAAUAAAAUAAAACGAAAUGAAAUGAAAAUUUAAAUUACUUGAGUAAAAUAAAAUAAAAUUAAAUUAGUUCAAAGAAACAAAAUUAAGGGGAAAACAAGGAAAAUCAAGAUUAAUUAAAAUAAAUUCUAACAAAAAACAAAUAAAAUGAAAUUAAAUCAAAUUAUUUCAAUAAAAUACAAUAAAAUUAAAUUAAUUUAAAUAAAACAGGACAAAAUAAAGUAAAUAAAAAUUAAUAAAACGAGAAAAAGGAUUAAAAAAAAUAAAUACAAAUCAAAUUAAACUAAAUUACUUAAAAAUAUUUAAUAAAACAGAACAAAAUAAAAUUAAAUUAAACGAAACUAAAUUAGUUGAGUAAAAUAAAAUAAAAUUAAAUUAAAAUCACAGAGCAAAAAAAACAUAAUGAAAAAAAGAUUAAAGAAAAUUAGUUUAAAAAAAUAACCAAAUAAAUGAAGUGAAAUAAAAUUAAAGUAAAUUACUAAAAAAAAAAUUAAAUAUAAUAAAACCGAAAAAAAAAUGUAAUAAAUUAAAAAAAUAAAUCAAAUGAAAUAGAAUUAAGUAAAACAAAAACAAAUUUACUUGAAAAAAAAAUUAACUUAACUGAAUUAGUUGAAUAAAAUUAAAAAAAAUUAAACGAAUUAAAACAAAA
Messenger RNA from Anastrepha ludens (Mexican fruit fly), 6235 nucleotides. It is a transcript of the gene Reck, whose product is annotated as reversion-inducing cysteine-rich protein with Kazal motifs. Gene Ontology annotation, biological process: extracellular matrix organization. Bases 1290 to 4712 code for a protein of 1140 amino acids. Lineage: Eukaryota; Metazoa; Arthropoda; Insecta; Diptera; Tephritidae. The transcript has 7 exons. Gene Ontology annotation, molecular function: metalloendopeptidase inhibitor activity; protein binding. Gene Ontology annotation, cellular component: plasma membrane. The record is from RefSeq and is a predicted model, not a curated record.